Helicoverpa zea (corn earworm) is the source of this 4168-nucleotide messenger RNA. RefSeq names its product neprilysin-4-like (gene Nep4). Lineage: Eukaryota; Metazoa; Arthropoda; Insecta; Lepidoptera; Noctuidae. Gene Ontology annotation, cellular component: plasma membrane. Gene Ontology annotation, molecular function: metalloendopeptidase activity. The transcript has 13 exons. The coding region runs from base 6 to 3632 and encodes 1208 amino acids. The record is from RefSeq and is a predicted model, not a curated record. Gene Ontology annotation, biological process: protein processing.
CUGCCAUGACGCGCGUGGACACGCGAAUCCCACCACAAACAGUAUCAAUCAAACCGCGUGCGAAAAGUGCCAAUUUCUGUAGAUUCUUCUCCGUAGUAGCGUUCGCAGGUUUAGCCGCUGUUGCCUACUUCAUUAUAAAGAGACCUGGUGACGCGUUAGGCGAUCCAUCUGACCAAUAUACUAUUAAAAAUAUUCCAAAAAUCUACACCAGAUUAGAAGGCGUUGAUCCUGAAGAAAGGGAUGUGUUCCAAGGGUUUCGUACGUCGUUCCUGCCACCCGAAGAGAUAGUGCUUGCACGUUCUAAUUCAAAAUCCAAACGAGAGAUCUAUGAGGGUAAUGUGACAAGUGAUAUCCUGAUAUGGGGUGCUUCGGACAAGCAGCAUGGAACACCGACUAGGGUGAAGCGAAUGAGCCAUUUUACUUUUACUUCUCAGGACUAUGAUCAAGAAGGCAUUCAUCGAAAGCGCAAGGACGAAGGCAGUGAAGAUGAUGAUGAAGACAAUGAAAGCGAAAGCGAAGCUGAAGAAGAAUACGAGACGGAGAAUACGGACCCUAGUGAUCAGUACGAUGAUGAUGAAGAUAGCAUUGAAAGCAUAGUUCGUCCGGAGAUGCACGUGGAUCGAGGCCCAUUAGACGAUGUGGUGGAACAGGUUCGUGGCCAGCCCGAACUGGAAGAAGCAGAGAUGAUUUCCUCAGCACACUUAUACAAACCGUCACAAUCUUACGCAGGUAUUCAUGCAUUCUGGAAGGGUCAAGGUGACAGGAAUCAGAUCAGAACUACACAGGCCAAUAUAAUGAAACAGUACAUGGACGCCCAAGCAGAUCCAUGUCACGAUUUUUAUCAAUAUGCCUGUGGGAACUGGGCUGCACUCAACCCGAUACCAGCUGAUAAAGCAGGAUACGAUACCUUUGAAAUGCUCAGAGAAAAUUUAGAUACAGUUUUGAAAGAUUUAUUAGAAUUUAAAAGUAGUGAUAAAGUGCCCUGCAAGUAUCCAGGAUCUAAUUUAGAUUUAGAAGAUAAUUUCUUAAUUAACAUGAAGCAUCAGCACAAGGAGCCGAAGGUGCCUUAUCAUCCAGAAUAUUUAGAUACAAUAGACACAUACCCAAAAGCUGUUGUGACUAACUCCUCAGAAGAUCAAUACCACUACACGGCUAGCGAAAAGGAAAAAAGGCAAAUAGUUAAUCGCAUUCGUAGAUAUUUAGAUAAAAAAACAAGGGAAGUAAUGAAACCAUUAUCAAAAAUGAAGAAAAAAUUCAAACAUUACAUGUCACAAAGUCGUAAAUUUAAAAAAGAAAGAGUAAAACGACUCGCAAAAAAUCCGAUCCAAGAACCUAAGACAAAAAUAUUAAGGAGAAAGUUUUUUAUUAAAACUAAACAAAUACGUUAUGGCCGAAGUUUGAUGUCAUACAAUACACGACAUAAAAUAAGAAAAUUAAGAGACACUACGAAAAAACCGAAAGAUACUACACCGUUACCAUGUCCGUUACCGUGUAAGACAUCAUAUCCGUUUCCAUAUCCGUUACCGUGUCCGUCACCUUGUCCGUCACCAUGCCCCCCAUGUAAGACACCAUGCCCCCCAUGUAAGUCACCAUGCCCCCCAUGUAAGUCACCGUGCCCCCCAUGUAAGCCACCAUGCCCCCCAUGUAAGUCACCAUGUCCGCCAUGUCCGUUACCAUGUCCAUUACCCUGUCCGCCAUGUCCGUCACCAUGCCCACCAUGUCCGUCACCAUGUCCGUCACCAUGCCCACCAUGUCCGGCAUCAUGCCCACCAUGUCCAUUACCAUAUCCAUUCCCAAUACCACCGUUACCAAAACCACAAAAGCCACCUGGCGACGCCGCAAUGAAAGCGAGAUUUCUAUUCAAGUCUUGUAUGAACUACGAGAUACUAGAAAAGCGUGGUCAUCAACCCCUGAUCGACUUACUGAACCUCCUCGGCGGUUGGCCAAUCCUGAAUCCUCUGUGGAAUGGAUCCUCAUUCGACUGGCUCGAGUUGAUGGCGAAGCUUAGGUUAUACAACAACGAUAUUCUCAUAUCGGAAUGGGUUGGACCUGAUAUUAAAAAUUCUGACGAAUUUGUUAUUCAAUUCGAUCAAACGAGCUUAGGGCUACCAACUAGGGAUUACUUUCUGCAAGAGUCAAAUAAAGUUUAUUUGGAUGCCUAUAAGAAUUACUUGAUGAAAAUUGCGAUAUUGCUUGGAGGGAAUAAAGCGCAUGUAAUGUACAGUGCUAAUCAACUGAUCGAAUUUGAGAUAAAAUUAGCUCGGAUUACCUCAGCUCCAGAAGACAGAAGGAAUGUUUCAGAGUUAUACCGAAGGAUGCCACUAUGCAAACUUGAGGAGCUGGUGCCCGAAGUGAAGUGGCGACGGUACCUGUCUGUGGUGAUGAACAGAACCGUACAGCCUAAUGAAACUGUUGUACUCUUCGCACUUUGUUAUGUUAGGCAUUUAGUUAAAUUGAUAAAUCAUACUGAUCCCAGCACUUUGGCAAAUUACCUGCUGUGGAGAUUCGUGAGACAUCGGGUCAACAACCUCGAUGACAGAUUUCAAUCCGCUAAACAACAAUUCUACUUCAUCUUAUUCGGUCGAGAGCAAGCUCCUCCGAGAUGGAAGAACUGUGUCUCACAAGUCAACUCCAACAUGGGGAUGGCUCUAGGAUCUAUGUUUGUAAGAAAAUACUUCGAUGAAAUGUCGAAAAACGACACACUCUAUAUGACGAGGGAAAUACAGCAGUCGUUUAGAGAACUCCUACAUAUGACAGAUUGGAUAGACGACAAAACAAAGAAACUAGCAGCACACAAAGUCGAUGCAAUGAUGCUUAGAAUAGGAUACCCAGACUUUAUUUUAAACAAGAAAGAACUAGACGAUAGAUAUAAAGAAGUGAAAAUACACCCGGAUAAGUAUUUUGAGAAUAUAUUGAAUAUACUUCAACAUCUUACGAAAAUGGAGCAAUCUCGUAUCGGUCAACCCGUAAACAAGACGCUAUGGAACACAGCACCAGCGGUAGUGAAUGCCUACUAUAGCCGAAAUAAGAACCAGAUCAUGUUCCCAGCUGGCAUCUUACAACCACCUUUCUAUCAUCGACACUUCCCCAGAUCUCUGAACUAUGGAGGAAUUGGAGUUGUUAUAGGCCACGAAAUAACCCACGGGUUCGACGACAAAGGCCGUCUGUUCGACUGUGACGGCAACCUGCACCGCUGGUGGUCAGACACCGCGAUAGAAUCCUUCCACAGACGAGCACAGUGCCUCAUAGAUCAGUACGGACAGUAUGUGGUGCCUGAAGUCAAUAUGAAGCUCGAUGGUGUUAAUACUCAGGGUGAGAACAUAGCCGACAACGGCGGUGUGAAGCAAGCGUUUCGCGCCUACUUGCACUGGGUGCAAAAACACGGCGUGGCGGGUGAAACUCUGCCGGGACUCAACCAUACACACACGCAACUAUUCUUCCUCAACUUCGCUCAGGUAUGGUGCGGUGCAAUGCGACCAGAAGCUAUGCGCAACAAGCUAAAGACAGCCGUCCACUCUCCGGGCAGAUUCCGAGUCAUCGGCACUCUGUCGAAUUCACACGACUUUGCGAGAGAAUUCCGAUGUCCUCCCGGGUCGCCUAUGAAUCCUACUCACAAGUGUACGGUUUGGUAAUAGUGUAUUGAAGCUCGUCAAGAGACUUCGUUAAAAAAAUAGAGAAGAAAAUAUACAUAUCUGAAGGGUCUCAUCGAGGUAUCAUCAGCGUUUUCUCCGUUUUUUAAUGUGUUCGUGAAAACUCACUGAACGAACUGUUUGCGUUUUUUAAACCCAAAUCAUCAUCAUUAAUUUAAGAGCCCAGCUCUUGUCGGUGCAGCUCCUUCCUUUUACACCUAUCUAGCGCAAACUCUUGAACUUCCUUAUACGUCACAACCUUCACCUUUUCUUUAAUUUGCUUGAUGUAGCUAUAUCUUGGACGACCCCUUCCUCUCUUUCCUUCGACCUUUCAAUAAACCCAUUAAACCCAAAUACUCAAUAAUAUUUAUGAGCUGUUAUUAUGAACUCUAGAAUAGCACCAAAGUCAAUUGUGAUAUUAAUAUUUUUAGCUAUUUGUAUUUUGUUACUGAACUUUAGUAUUAUUUAGUAGUUGUACGUUUUAUAGGUUUUACCUGUAUUUGUAAGCACUUUUAUGAGAAUAGGUUUUCGUAUUUGGA